AUGCAGGCACCAUGUACAAACUCCGAAGCAGUGAAGCGAUGCAUGACUUUUCCAAACAAACCACUGUCCAGUCAGAUGCGCUAUGUUGAACCACGACCACCUUAUGCUGCUGGAAAUAAUGUGGUCAAGCGUGACAGACCCUACUCAGCUCCAAUGCGACGCAUCACAAAUACCAACAGUCACGCAGACCCAUGGCGUGGUCCAAAAUACGAGCGAGCGCCAUCCCGACCAAGUUACAGUGUCAAACUUCAUCAUCAUACAUGGGAUACGGAGUUCAGUUCGCGGGCUCCAUACGCACCUCGGAGAAAAGAUGUGUACAGCAACUCAAUGUAUGACCCUGUAGACAGAGGGGGUAAGACACCCCCCUUCCCGCCAUAUGACCCCCUUAAUGACCCCCACCUUACAGAAUACUUCGAUAGACGCUUUGGUCUCAUACAGGCAGCUUCAGCAGUGAAACGAGGCUGGGGGUCACGACCUUCCAGUGCCAGUAGUUCCAUGUAUGGAGGUGCUAAAAGAUUCAAGAAAUCAAGUGUUAUUGGAAGUUCGUCUGGAGAAAAAUCAGCACUGUACAAGGUGGCUGUUGUCACAGGGGACCUAAAGAAUGCAAGCACAGAUGCCAAAGUUUUCAUCACUCUAAAAGGUCUGAAAGGCAAAAUAGCAAAAACAAGACUUACCAAGAAAGCUGGCUCCGUCAAAUCCAACAAAGACGUUGCCUUCCGAUUCUCCCGGGACAGUACUCACAUAUUCAAAAUCCGAGGACCAAAUAUAGGCAACCUGAAAUCCGUGGUUAUUGAGCACAAUGGUACAAAAAAGGAGGAUGCCUGGUUCCUUCGGGAAAUCGAAGUUGUCCACGUAAAGACGAAGAAAAGUUGGGUGUUUGUGUGUAACCAGUGGUUGUCUCUUGUUCAUGGUGAUCAACAGACGCAGCGUGAGCUGUUCCCUCGCAUGUCACCGAAAACCACUUAUGAGAUCGUGGCUGUGACGGGGGACAAACUGAAUGGCGGUACCAACGCCAAUGUGUAUCUGACAAUUUACGGUAGAACUGGUGCUACGGAGAAAAUCCCACUCAAAAACAAUACAGGCAAAAUGUUUGAACGAGGAAGUAGUGACAUUUUUAAAGUGAACACAAAAUGUGUUGGACCCAUGCGUAAGGUGCGAAUUGAGCAUGAUAACACUGGAAUGGGCGCAGGCUGGUACCUAGAGAGGAUCGUGGUGUCAGACAUGAAACAUCAACAAUGGAAGUAUUUUUUCCCAUGCGGACAAUGGCUGGCACGGGACGAGGGAGAUGGUGCCAUCUGUCGUGACCUCAUUGGUAGCAAAGACCCAUUUGGUAUCAGAAAAGAGAGUAAAUACAAAGUCACAGUCUACACCGGAGAUACACGUGGAGCUGGGACAGACGCAAACGUUUACAUAACACUGUUUGGGGAAAUUGGUGAUUCAGGAGAGAAGAGACUUGACUCGACUUCAAACAACUUCAGACGGGGAAAAUCAGACGAGUUUAUGCUGAAGGCGCCCUGCCUUGGGAGGUUAGAACGUGUCCGGAUCGGACAUGACAACACUGGAUUUGGUCCUGGCUGGUUCUUGGACAAGGUAAUUAUUGAUGAUACUGACAACAACAUCGUGUACGAGUUUCCAUGUAAUCGAUGGUUUGCUACGGACGAAGACGAUGGUAUGACAUCCAGGGACCUCAUUGUCAAUGUUGGCCCAAUGAACAUCGCUCCAGGAAUUCCGUACGUCAUCACCGUAACAACAGGGGACAAAUCAAAAGCUGGAACAGGUGCCAGGGUAUUUGUAGUGAUGAAUGGACCACAGGGAAAAACAAGUGGUAAAAUAUGGCUGGAGACCGGAAAAUUUGAACGAAAUACAACCGACAUUUUCAAUGUUGAUGUUGUGGAGAUGUUGAGUCCACUCAAGGAGAUUGAGAUUGGUCAUGACAACAGUGGUGUAGGGCCUGGAUGGUACUUAGAGCAGGUCAUUGUCUUCUGCCCAAGCACGGGAAUAGAACAGGUGUUCCCCUGUCAGAAGUGGUUUGCAACAGACAGCGGUGAUGGUCAGAUACAGCGUGUCCUCAAAGAGCAGAAAGCGGUCCGUAAAACCAAAGAAAAAAAGAUCCCAUGGAUUGUUAUCGUUUCAACAAGUGAUGUGAGAAGUGCAGGCACUGACGCCAAUGUCUACAUGGUUGCCUAUGGUGAUAAAGGUAAAACUGAAAAGGUUACUCUGAGCAACAAAGGUGACAACUUUGAGAAAGGACAAACAGAUCACUUUAAAGUGGGCAUGGUAGACAUUGGCAAGUUGUAUAAGGUCCGUGUGUGGCACGACAAUGAUGGACUGGCGUCAGGCUGGCAUCUCAACAAGGUCAUUCUUGAAAAUGUGACAACCAAGGAGAAGUACAACUUCAAGUGUGACCGCUGGCUGGCCGACGACGAGGACGACAAGUCACUUAUACGAGAAAUGCCAGCAGAGAGUAAAGAUAUCAACAAACCUCUUCCUUUGGUGAAAUACACUGUGGAAGUUUACACAGGAAAGAAGAUGAGAGCUGGUACUGAUGCCAAUGUGUUUGUGAACCUGUUUGGAGAGCUAGGUGAUACUGGUGAUCGGCCUUUAAAAGAAUCCAAAACUAACAAAAAUAAAUUUGAGAAAGGAAAUGUUGACAUUUUUACAUUGGAAGCAGUGACCUUACUCAAAUUAAAUAAGGUCAUCAUAGGGCAUGAUGGGAAGGGUGCAGGUUCAGGCUGGUUUCUGGACAAGGUCGUAGUCAAGCAGGAAGGUUCAGACAAAUUUGAUGCUUCCUUUGAAUGUGGACGCUGGCUAGCAACCAGUGAGGAUGAUGGUCAGAUUGUCCGUGAACUUACGCUUGGAUCACAAAUGUUGUCCACAACCACAUACAACGUUUCGGUGACUACGGGCGAUGUCAGAAGUGCAGGAACAGAUGCCAAUGUAUCUAUACAGAUAUUUGGAUCAAAAGGCGAUACAGGAGAACUUCAGUUGCGGUCCUCGGAAAACACCUCAAACAAAUUCGAGAGAGGAAAAACAGACAAGUUCAAACUGGAAUCUGUAAACAUAGGAACGUUAAAGAAAAUAAGAAUUGGACAUGACAACUCAAAGCCUGGUGCAGGUUGGUACCUGGAUGAGGUCCGUAUAGAUGUUCCUUCUCGAGGUGAGCAUUAUCUGUUUGCCUGCCAUCGCUGGCUGGCUAAGGACGAGAAGGAUGGCCUCACAAUGGUAGAGUUAGAACCAUCACACAAGGAGGACCGUGAAAAACGACGCAGAGGGCCAGGUCUGCCAUACGAAGUGACAGUCUGGACCAGUGACAAAUCCAAUGCUGGAACGGAUGCCAGUGUCUUCAUCCAGAUGUACGGCGACAGCGGAAAAACGGAGAAGGAAAUCCUCAACAAUCGCUCGGACAAUUUUGAACGUGGAAAGAAGGACAUGUUCAAGAUUGAAGCAGCAGAUGUUGGGCGGAUUCAGAAAGUUAGGAUCGGUCAUGACAGCACCGGGAUGUUUUCUGGAUGGCACCUGGAGAAGGUGCUGAUUCAGAGACAUCCGAGGAAAGGAACAAGAAAGACUCCGAAACGUAAACGGACUCCAUCAGCAAAUGAGCGUCGAAAAUCGCUCGUAUCUGAUCUACAGGAACGAGAGGAGGAUUCCGAUGGUAGCAACUCAUCAACAUCUCCAACACCUCGAAGGCGAAGAAGUUUCAAGAAACACAAAGAACCGGAGUUAAAAACAGUUGAAGAAGAGAGUGAGGAGGAUGUGUAUGAUGGCACGGAGACAGAGGAUUACUGGUUCUUUGUCAAUGAGUGGUUCGCACGUGGUGAAGGUGACGGAGCUAUCCAAAGGGAGUUUACUCCUACCGACAAGGAUGGCAAGCCACUUAAGGGGGCUCUUCAAGAUGUUGAGUAUGAAAUCCAUGUUUUUACUGGAAAUGUACGAGGUGCAGGCACAGACUCCAACGUUUUUGUCAACUUGUAUGGGGAAAACUUUGACUCCGGUGAAAGGCAGCUUAAGGAUUCAAACAACUUUAACAAGUUUGAAAAUGGACAGGAAGAUAUUUUCAAGCUUAAGAUCAAGGAAUUGGGACGUUUGGUGAAAUUACGUAUUCGCCAUGACAACAAAGGAAUUGGUGCUGCUUGGUACCUAGAUAGAGUGGAAGUCGUGGAUACGAAGAAAAGGCACACGUACUACUUCCUGUGUCAGCGUUGGUUAGCAACAGGAGAAGACGACGGUCAGAUCUGUAGAGAACUUGUUCCCGUUGAUAAAUCAUUGCUUAGUAAAUCAGGAAAGGAUUCCGCGAGGGCUGAGGUUGCCUUGGAAACCAAAGCUGCCAUGACAACAUACUACGUGAAUGUGAAGACAGGAACCGUAUGGGGUGCAGGAACAGAUGCCAAUGUGUACAUUUUAUUGUUCGGUGAUAAGGACAACACAGACACUAUAUUCCUGAAAUCCUCAAUGACAAACAAGAACAAGUUUGAGAGUGGACAAACAGACAAGUUCCUGGUUGAGGCUGUCAACAUCGGCGAACUCAAGAAGAUCAAAAUUGGCCAUGAUGAUGCAGGAGGGGGUGCACCCUGGUUCCUAGAUGAGGUGGUAAUAGACAGCCCAUCGUUAGGUAAAUGUUGGGUGUUCCCCUGUUAUAAGUGGCUCAGCUCUAAGGAUGGGGACUGUCAGCUGGAGAGGGAACUCUGGCCACAGGAGCUCAACACACAGGAAUACACACCAUGUAUUCCGUACGAGAUUAAAGUAUUCACAUCAGACAAGUCGGGGGCGGGCACAAGUGCUGAUGUCUACAUCCAGCUGUACGGCAAGGAGCUGUGUUCCUCUCAAAAGCAAAUGUGUCCCACAAAACGAGAACGAAGCGACAAAUUCAAGCGUGGUGCUUCAGAUUUAUUCCUGCUAGAGAUGGAGGAUGUUGGCGAAACGAUAGAAAAGAUCAGAAUCGGCCACAAUAACUCUGGUUUGACGGCUGGCUGGCAUCUCAGUCGUGUUGAGAUUCGUAAACUCCACGACACUGGACGGGGAUCACAGGGGUCUAUCACAUAUGUGUUUCCAUGUGAUCGAUGGUUGGCGCGAGACGAGGAUGAUACAGCGAUAGAACGAGAACUGAUUGCAGGGAAAGUCCAUCAAGAACUCAUAGGGCGAGAUGGACAGGUCAAGAAAAAGGACAUUAAACUCCGUGAUCAACUUCAAAACAAGCAGUAUGUGGUAAACGUCCACACAGGAGAUGUGAGCGGGGCAGGCACAGACGCCAACGUGUUCCUCACUAUCUGGGGUGACCGAGGCGACAGUGGGGAAAGGAAACUACACAAGUCUGAGACAUACAGUGACAAAUUUGAACGCAAUCAUAUUGAUGUCUUCAAGAUGGAUAUCGUUGAUUUAGGAAACAUCUACAAAAUCAAGAUACGACAUGACAAUUCCAUGUUUAACCCCGCCUGGUACCUUGAUUAUGUGGAAGUAAUUGACCAAUCACAAAACAAUCAGAAGUUCAUGUUCCACUGCGAGAGGUGGCUUGCCAAAAACAAAGACGAUAAAAAAAUACAAAGAACUUUCUAUGUCAAGGGUUAUGAUGGUGAUAUGGAGUCCAGUACUGGGACAUUGGGUACAAUGAAGUCUACACGCUAUGGUUCUGUCGCCAGUCUGGAUUCUCUCAAGAGUAUGGACCCAUUUUCCAAGUCUCCACGUCUCUCACGUAAACAACAACUGGCACAGGAGGAAAUGCCUGACGGUGAUACAAUUCCCUACACAAUCAAGGUAUCGACUGGAAAGGGGAAGGAUGACGGGACGAGCAGCAAUGUGUGGGUGAGAGUUAUUGGUCCGCGGGGGAAGGACACUGGACGACUCUUCCUAGAACUCGCUCAGAAGGAUAAGUUUAUGCCUGGCUCUGUAGAAACCUUCUCGUUAGAGGCGAUAGACGUGGGGGACGUCAAGAAACUUGAGGUUGGCCAUGACGGGGAAGCUCCAGGGACGGGCUGGUUUGUACGUGAGGUCAGCGUUGAUGUACCAACAAAGGGGAGGCACUAUCUGUUCCAGUGUAAACAGUGGCUUGCUCGUGACAAGUUUGAUGGAAAGACCAUCAGGAUCUUUAGUCUCGACGAUGGUGUUAGUACUGUCACAUCAUACAGACCAAUGGUACAAUAUGAGUGUGAGGUAACAACAGGUGACAUCACAGAGGCCGGUACAGAUACCCAGAUCACACUUACAGUGUUUGGUGCCAAGGGCACAACAGCACCCAUCAUCCUUGAGAAGAUUGGAGACAGAUUUGAACGAGGUCACAGUGACCUCAUUAAGGUGGAGAUGGAAGAUGUCGCCCCUAUAAAGAAAAUCAGAAUACAGACCACCGGCAAAGGCAGCAGACCAGAUUGGUACCUCGAGAAGCUGACCCUUCGCAGUUACGAGACUGAUGCCCUGUCCGUGUUUGAAGUCAAUGAUUGGUUUGGGAAGAAGAAGGGCGUACUUAUGCGUGACAUUGCUGCGAAGGAGAGGGGCAAAUUUGUCAUCAAAGAGACCUCCUACAAGAUAUCCGUGAAGACGUCCGAUGUUAGUGGUGCCGGAACAGAUGCCAAGGUGUUUGUAACUUUGUUUGGAGCCAAUGGUGAUACCGGUGAAAUCCACCUAGCUAAAUCAGAAACAUACAAAGAUCCGUUUGAGAAUAACCAGAUUGAUGUGUUUACUAUACAGAAGAUUCUCAGUGUUGGGGAACUGUCUAAGUGUCGUGUCUGGCACGAUAAUUCAGGGUUUGGUGCAGCUUGGCAUCUGUCCUACAUUGAGGUGGAAGACCUUAGCAAUAAGAAGGUGUAUACAUUUCACUGUGACAACUGGCUUUCCAAAAAGGACGGCGACAAACAGAUAUUACGGGAGCUGACGUGUGGAACUAUUGCCAAACCUUCAACUGGCGACAAGGAAUCCGCCACUUAUGAACUUGAGGUGAAAACAUCUGAUAAAAAAGAGGCAGGAACCAUUCACCAUGGCUGGGUCAUACUCGAAGGCAGCAAAGAAAGUGUCAGAUAUAAACUUGAAAACAGCGCUCGCAACAAAAUACUCCGCAGGGGUAACACCGACUAUUUCCAAGUUCCGUCCCGACCACUUGGCAAACUAAAACGUGUGAUUGUAGGAGCAACGGAGCGUGAAGACCACCCGCUACAGGACAUGGAAGGUCAUGAAGCCAUGUGGUUUUGUUACGAAAUUAACGUCACAGACACCACGACUGGUAACAAAUACCUGUUUCCCUGCAAGAAAUGGAUCCAGAUUUCUGACCGCCUUUACUCCAAGAAAUACAGAGAAGUUUUGGAGGCUAAAUCUGUGGAACAAUCGCAGGUUUCUGUUGUAAGAAAUUUGGCCCCGAUCAAGUAUGAGAUUGUCGUGUUCACCGGAGAUGUUUUCGGAGCUGGAACCAACGCCAAUGUCUCUAUCACCAUAUUUGGCUCAAAUGGUGACAGUGGUAAACGUGCACUUCAGCAGAGUUUCCGGGAUCUAUUUGAACGUAACCAAGUUGACAAAUUCCAGAUGGAAAUACUAGAUUUAGGGGAGUUACAUAAAGUGAGAAUUGAACAUGACAACAGUGGUUUCCGUCCUGCAUGGUUCCUUGAUAGAAUUGAGAUCACCAACUUGGCAACCAACAACACUAGUGUUUUCCCAUGUAGUAACUGGCUGGACAAAAACAAGGGAGAUAAGUUGACCUGUCGCGAUCUCCUGGCCCGGGAAUAA
Molecule: messenger RNA, 7701 nt
Organism: Ylistrum balloti
Lineage: Eukaryota; Metazoa; Mollusca; Bivalvia; Pectinida; Pectinidae
Product: lipoxygenase homology domain-containing protein 1-like
Exons: 47
Coding region: 1-7701 (2566 amino acids)
Molecular function (GO): protein binding
Source: RefSeq, a predicted model, not a curated record